Molecule: messenger RNA, 1335 nt
Organism: Medioppia subpectinata
Lineage: Eukaryota; Metazoa; Arthropoda; Arachnida; Sarcoptiformes; Oppiidae
Source: the annotation of a GenBank genome assembly
AUGUAUCGCCGCGUGCGGGAGACCAACGAUCAGACUUUGGAUGACGAGAGAGACGGGAAGAGCGGAUCCGACCAUAGCGUGAGUGGAAGGCAUUCCGUAUUCGACCGCAUAUUCGGGUUCGAGGACUACGACCGGCGGAGAGUGAGGUCGCGGCCAUUGGAUCACAUCCUUCAACGCCUGUCCGAAAUACAUGACAAUCACCCAAACGAGGACAAGACGUCUUCCGACAGCGCUGUCUAUAUUCCAGAACCAAAGCGGGAAAAAACUGGCGUAAAAUGUCUCGUAUCCAAGACUCGCACCAAAACUGAACAAAUAGUACCAAAACUUGUUUUCAAUCGCNUGAGGACUGUUAAGAAGGAGACAUUAAAGUUGAUUACCGGUUGGGUCUCGCGAUCGACAGAUCCUCAGUUAGUGCUCGACAACUUCAUCCCUCCAUUACUGGAUGCGGUUCUUCUCGAUUAUCAAAGAUGUUCUGUGCCUUCAGCUCGAGAACCAGAAGUGCUCUCAACUAUGGCUACAAUUGUCAGCAAAUUAGAGAAUCACAUCACUUCCGAAAUACCAAAAAUAUUUGACGCCGUCUUUGAAUGCACUCUAGAGAUGAUAAACAAAGACUUUCAGGAAUUUCCUGAACACAGAACCAAUUUUUUCCUUCUGUUGCAACAAGUGGUGACCCAUUGCUUCCAAGCCCUCCUCAACAUCCCUCCCACACAAUUCAAAUUAGUGUUGGACUCAAUCAUAUGGGCCUUUAAGCACACGAUGCGCAACGUGGCCGACACCGGCCUCUCGAUCCUCUUUAAACUGCUCGAAAACAUUGGCACUGAAGAGACAGUUAUGCAGAGUUUCUAUCAAACAUACUAUACAGACAUUGUUCAGCACAUGUUUUCAGUGGUGACCGACACUUCGCAUACGGCGGGACUGCUAAUGCAGGCCAACAUAUUGGCCUAUAUGUUCUAUAUAGUCGAGUCCAACAAAAUCACCAGUCCUUUGAACCCAGCCGUACAGACCAGCGCUCAGACGAAUAUCCAAUACAUUCAGGAAUUUGUAGCCAAUCUGCUGAAGACGGCGUUCCCUCACUUGACUGAAGCCCAGAUCAAGAUCACUGUUCAGGGCUUCUUCAACCUCGACCAAGACGUGCCCGCCUUUAAGGAACACUUACGAGACUUUCUCGUCCAGAUUAGGGAGUUUGCCGGCGAAGACAACAACGAUCUAUUCCUCGAGGAAAGAGAGGCCUCCUUAAGGCAGAAGGAAGAAGACAAGCGUCGAAUCCAACUAUCAGUUCCGGGAAUUAUUAAUCCUCACGAAAUGCCUGAAGAGAUGGCAGACGACGACAACUGA